This is a messenger RNA of Lodderomyces pseudojiufengensis, 1725 nucleotides long. RefSeq lists its product as uncharacterized. NCBI's taxonomy places the organism in Eukaryota, Fungi, Ascomycota, Pichiomycetes, Serinales, Debaryomycetaceae. Bases 1 to 1725 code for a protein of 574 amino acids. Gene Ontology annotation, biological process: transmembrane transport. The transcript has a single exon. Gene Ontology annotation, molecular function: transmembrane transporter activity. Gene Ontology annotation, cellular component: fungal-type vacuole. The record is from RefSeq and is a predicted model, not a curated record.
AUGAACACAACAAUUCCUUCUGAAUAUUAUGAUGAAAAUUAUAUUCCUGGAACAACAAAUAUUUUAACAGGCCAACAAACAGAAUUAACUUCAAUAUCAUCAAAUAAAUCUUUAAAAAGAGAUAAAAAAGGGUUUGUUUUAAUACCUCAACCAACUGAUUCACCAAAUGAUCCUUUAAAUUGGUCAAAUCCCAAGAAAAUUUUACAGUUUUCAUUAUUAAUUUUUUAUACUGCAUUAACUGCUGCUACUUCAAAUGAUGCUGGAGCUGCACAAGAUUCUUUAAAUGAAAUUUAUGGAAUAUCAUAUGAUGCAAUGAAUACUGGAGCUGGUGUUUUAUUUGCAGCAAUUGGAAUAAAUUGUUGGUUAUUAGCUCCAUCAGUUGAUUUAUAUGGUAGAAAAAUUUCAUAUUUAAUAUGUUUAGCAGCUUCAGUUGGAGGUUGUAUAUGGUUUAGUGUUAGUAGAAAAACUUCUGAUACUAUAUGGUCACAAUUAUUUGUUGGAGCAGGAGAAUCUGCAGCAGAAGCAAUGGUUCAAGUAUCAAUUUGUGAUUUAUUUUUUCAAAAUAAUUUAGGUUCAGUUUUAACUUUAUAUAUUGCUGCUACAAGUAUUGGUACUUAUUUAGGACCUUUGAUUGCUGGUUUCAUUGCUCAAUAUCAAACAUUCAGAUGGGUUGGUGGUUGGGGUGCAAUUAUUACUUUUGUUACUUUGGUUGUUUUUAUAUUUGGAUUAGAAGAAUCAAGUUUUAAUAGACAAGCUCAUUUCAAAGUAUUUGAAAGUAGUUCAAUUAAUGAAAGUCAAGAAAAUAUUUAUAAUGAUGAAAAGACUAAUAAAAUAGAUGAUUCUAAAUUAGCUUCAGAUGAAGAAAAGGGGGAAUUUACAAAUCCAACUAUUGUAAAAUCAAAUUUAGAAAAUUAUGUAUCAAAUGUUAUAGCAGAAGAAGAUAAACCUAAAUCAUAUUGGAGAAGAAUUUCACCAAUUACUCCAGCUCAUAAUAUAGAAGGUUUUGGUUUCAAACAAUAUGGUCAAAGAUUAUUAUUUAAUUUAAAAAUAUUUCAAUAUCCUAUUGUAUUAUUUUCUGGUUUAUUAUGGGCUUUACAAGAUGCUUUUUUAUCAUUUUAUUUAACUAGUGAGGAUACUACAUAUUAUGAUCCACCAUAUAAUAAAUCAAAUACUGGGGUUGCGCUAAUGAAUAUACCAUGUUUAAUUGGAGCAAUUCUUGGUUGUAUUUUCGCAGGUUAUAUAUCUGAUUUGCAUGUUGAUUGGCUAGCUAAAAGAAAUGGAGGAGUAAUGGAAGCUGAAUUUAGAUUGUACUUGCUAUUUGUGACUUUGUUUAUUUCACCACUCGGUCUUUUGCUUUUCGGUAUUGGGACUGAUCGUGAUUGGCCCUGGCCCGUCAUGUACGUUGGAUUGGGUCUCGUUGGAUUCGGGUUCGGUUCUGUUGGGGAUUGCCUGUCAACCUAUAGUAUAACAUCGUACCCUGACCUAGUCCUUCAAUCUAUGGUUGCAAUAUCGUUGAUAAAUAACUUGAUCGCUUGCUUGUUCACAUUUUGUUGUAGCAUAUGGUUAGAUGCAUCUGGAACAACAAAUACUUACAUUGCUCUAGCUGUUAUAGAUUUUGUUACUAUCGGAUUAAUUAUUCCCUUUAUAUACUAUGGAAAAGAUCUUAGAAAACAUUCCAAAAAGAGUUACAUAGAGAUGGUUGAAAAACUUAAUGAAUGGAAAUAA